AUGGAGAGAAACUUCAGAGACACAACUGACAAGAUAGAGAUUGAAUUGAAAGAGGUGAGAGAAAAACCUAGUAGUUUGACGGCCUCGAUUGAAAAACGCACACAAGGUAUUUUUGAUCCAACUGAGCUUAUCAAUGGAAUUCGGCAGCUAUACAAGACUCGCGAGGGAUGGCUCUCACCACUUCCAUGGUGUGAAGAGUUUCAGCUUUUUCUUGGCAGUAUUUUUACAAGGCUCAAAGUGGUUAGAAGAAAGAAAACGAGAGGGGAAAUGAUUGACGUACUUGUUGACAUGUCGUCCAUACUAGACCCUAUAACUACAUCCAUUGCUGAGGCAAUCAAAGUUAAUCAGAUGCUAACCAAUUUGGGUUUGUCUCGCAAUGCUAUUAGUUUUGCCAGUGCUACAUCUAUUGCUGAGGCAAUCAAAGUCAACAAGACGCUAACCCAUUUGAAUUUGUGGUCCAAUGGUAUUAGUAAUGCCGGUGCUACAUCUAUUGCUGAGGCAAUCAAAGUCAACAAGACGUUAACUGACUUGGAUUUCCAUGGCGAUGGUAUUGGUGAUGCAGGUGCUACAUCUAUUUCUGAAGCAAUCAUAUCAAACUUUGGGUUGGGAUUUUGCUAA
Pocillopora verrucosa is the source of this 618-nucleotide messenger RNA. NCBI's taxonomy places the organism in Eukaryota, Metazoa, Cnidaria, Anthozoa, Scleractinia, Pocilloporidae. The record is from RefSeq and is a predicted model, not a curated record.